Molecule: messenger RNA, 5339 nt
Organism: Echinops telfairi (small Madagascar hedgehog)
Lineage: Eukaryota; Metazoa; Chordata; Mammalia; Afrosoricida; Tenrecidae
Gene: SH3PXD2B
Product: SH3 and PX domains 2B
Exons: 12
Coding region: 82-2592 (836 amino acids)
Biological process (GO): superoxide anion generation
Molecular function (GO): superoxide-generating NADPH oxidase activator activity; phosphatidylinositol binding; protein binding
Source: RefSeq, a predicted model, not a curated record
GUCUACAUCAUCCGGGUCACGUGGUCCAGCGGCUCCACGGAGGCCAUUUACCGGCGCUACAGCAAGUUCUUUGACCUGCAGAUGCAAAUGUUGGACAAAUUUCCUAUGGAAGGAGGACAGAAGGACCCCAAACAGAGGAUCAUUCCUUUUCUGCCAGGCAAAAUUCUCUUCCGGCGAAGCCACAUCCGGGACGUGGCUGUCAAGCGCCUGAUCCCGAUUGAUGAGUACUGCAAGGCCCUGAUCCAGCUGCCCCCCUAUAUCUCUCAGUGUGAUGAGGUGCUGCAGUUCUUUGAGACAAGACCUGAGGACCUGAACCCCCCCAAAGAGGAGCACAUCGGAAAAAAGAAAUCUGGGGGCGACCUGGCCUCGGUGGACCCCUUGGUCCUGGAGCAGUAUGUGGUGGUGGCAAACUACCAGAAGCAGGAGAGCUCGGAGGUCAGCCUCGGCGUGGGGCAGCUGGUGGACAUCAUCGAGAAGAACGAGUCAGGUUGGUGGUUCGUCAGCACCGCAGAGGAGCAAGGCUGGGUUCCUGCUACCUGCCUGGAAGGACAAGAUGGGGGACAGGAUGAGUUUUCCCUACAGCCUGAGGAAGAGGAGAAAUACACGGUCAUCUACCCGUACACCGCCCGAGACCAAGAUGAAAUGAACCUGGAGAGGGGGGCCGUGGUGGAGGUCAUCCAGAAAAACCUGGAAGGCUGGUGGAAGAUCAGGUACCAGGGCAAAGAGGGCUGGGCGCCAGCCUCCUACCUGAAGAAGAGCAGUGGGGAGCCCUUACCCCCGAAGCUGGGCCCCGGCUUCCCAGCCCACUCGGGCGCCCUCGACCUGGACGGCAUCUCCCGGCAGCAGAACGCGGCAGGCAGGGAGAAGGAGCUGCUCAACAACCAGAGGGACGGCCGGUUCGAAGGCCGCUCCGCCCCUGAUGGCGACACGAAGCAGAGGUCCCCGAAGAUGAGGCAGAGACCCCCUCCUCGCAGGGACAUGACCAUUCCUCGUGGUCUGAACCUGCCGAAACCUCCCAUCCCACCCCAAGUGGAGGAAGAGUACUACACCAUUGCCGAAUUCCAGACGACUAUCCCCGAUGGGAUCAGCUUCCAGGCAGGGCUGAAGGUCGAGGUGAUCGAGAAGAACUUGAGUGGCUGGUGGUACAUUCAGAUUGAAGAGAAAGAGGGAUGGGCCCCAGCCACCUUCAUCGACAAAUACAAGAAAACCAGCAACGCCUCACGACCCAACUUUCUGGCUCCCCUGCCCAACGAGGUGACCCAGCUCCGGCUCGGGGACACAGCCGCGCUGGAGAACAGCCCCAGCAGCGAAGCCCCCAGCCCCUCCCGGGCCCUGCCCAAUGCACCGCAUGGUGGUCUCGACCCCGGCGGGCCGUGGUCCCGGGACUGGAAAGGCGGCAAGGAGGUCCUGCGGAAGGUGUCUGCAGACAUGUGUGCGGCCGCGGGCUACGAGGAGAUCUCGGCCCUCGACCUGGAGGAGAAGCCCAGCCUCCCGCCCCGGAAGGAGUCGAUCAUCAAGUCGGAAGGGGAGCUGCAGGAGAGGGAGCGGCAGAGGCUGGAGCAGCUCCGGGGCUCUUCGCCCAAGCCUCCUGGCAUGAUCCUGCCGCUGACUCCAGCCAAGCACGCUCCCCCAGCCCGGGACAGUAGGAAGCCAGAACCUAAACCUGACAAAAGCAAGCUGUUGCAGCUGAAGAAUGAGAUGGGGCUGGAGUGUGGCCACAAGGUGCUGGCCAAGGAAGUCAAGAAGCCGAACCUCCGGCCCAUCUCCAAGGCCAAAGCCGAGCCGCCCGAGGAGAAGCCAGAAGCCGGGCCCCAGAACCCCUUCUUAAAGUCCAGACCUCAGGUUAGGCCAAAACCAGCUCCUUCCCCCAAGACAGAGCCACCUCAGGGCGGAGACCAGCUGGAUAUCUGUAACCUCAGGAGUAAGCUCAGACCUGCCAAGUCUUCGUUGGAUGGGGACAGCCACCAGGCAGCCGGGGGUCCAGAUCUGGCUGUCACCCGCGGCCUGCCCCCCGGGGAGGGACCCGGCCGCACCCAGGAGAGGACAGGCAAACAAGACAAGCUCAGCCCCAAGGAGAUGGCCUCCAGAGCCCCUCCCCUGCCAGCCAAGACGGUGGAGCUUGUAGCCAAGAGCUCCCCGGUCCCUCUCCAGGAGUCUUCCCAGCAGAGGCCUGCAGUCCCUCCCCGGAGGCCACCCCCACCCAAGAAAGCUGCCUCAUCACCCCGGCCCCUCCCAGAGGUCAGUGGCCCACAGCGGGAGACCCCCGGGCGGGCCCUGCUCAUCCCUCCGAAAGCAAGGCCUUUUCUCCCUAACUCCUCAGGGGGCCAGGAUGACGUGAGAGGCAAAGGCGGGCAGGUCCCGCGGAUGGCAGGCCGCAUGGGUGAGAGCAGAGAGAGAGAGGGCCCGAAGGACUCCCUCUAUGUGGCCGUGGCCAACUUUGAAGGCGACGAAGACACCAGCAGCUUCCAGGAAGGGACCGUGUUCGAAGUCCGAGAAAAGAACAGCAGCGGCUGGUGGUUCUGCCAGGUGCUGAGCGGGGCGCCUCCCUGGGCCGGGUGGAUUCCUUCCAACUACCUGCGGAAGAAGCCAUAACCGCCGCCUCGCUGCCCGGAGCCCUCGCCGGCUUCACCGAGUAUUUAAGAUGCUUCUUAAUUUAUCAUCCUCCACGAAGCUCCAAGGGCAGGUGAGCUCGCUCUAGAGUGUCUGCCCAUGGGGAUGGCGACGUCCGUUCUUCGUGGAGAGUGAGUCCUUGAGACCUCAGAGCCUGGGUCAGGUCCUCCCGUACCACCACCCCGCCCCCCACUCAUCACGGACCCCCUGGAAGCUCCAGUGGCCGCCUUGCUUUCUACUCAACCUCAGCAUCCAAAUCUGCAGAGAACUCCUACUCCCAGACUACGGCCUCACCGAGCCCCCUGCUCCUCUGCCUGUGGUGGGCUUUGACUCUGCAAGACCCUACUGCCAACCCCAGGAGCAGAGCCCACCAUCAGGAGCUCCAGAGAGGGUCCCUCAUGGCUCAGAUGGGAUGUGAUAGGAAGCUGCCCUCCCUGGCACCCCACCCAGCCCUCGACGACGUUUGGCCCUCCUGGGCCCUCUCAAAAGCCCGGUGGCUUCAUUGCUCCGUUCUGAAAAGCCUGGCUGCACAGGAGCGCUUGGUCCCGUAGAAGGCGGCACCGUCGUCAAACGCAGGGCAAGGGUCUUCUUCCCCAGACUUGAAGGAAGGGUCCAUGGAGGCAGCUGCCCCAGGAUUGGCCACUCGACCUUUUCUGUCCCUCCAUCUAGUCUUGGGGCUGUCUGGGGUCUCAGAGGGCAGGCGGUUCCACUCAUGUGAACACACCUCACAUGCCUGCUACAAGUCCCAAGUCUGUCCUGGGGCUUUUAAAUAAGCAUCUCCCCAUGGGGGUGGGGGCACUUCUGUCUCCCUAGUGUAAGAAUCUCAUUUAUGUGAAUAAGGGGACCCUUCACAAGCCAUGCCCUGGCAGUGCCCCUUCAAGGAGUAGCUAGUACGUGCCAAAUGCUGUGCUUGGCAUCUUACCAUCCCAGUCUAAUGCAGUUAGACCCAUUGUAUGAGUGAGGAGGCUCAGGCACUGUGCAUGCUCCCUGGUGGGAGGAUUCGAACCCAAGUCUUCCUGGCUUCAGUUUCUGUUCUUCGCCCUGAAAAAGGCAAACCAGGCAGGGGAAAGUCAGAAGCUGCCAGGCACCAGGAAAACAGUGGCAAAGUAGCUUCCUUGUGUGGGCAAGAGGGCAUCUUAUGACUGCUUUUCACGCCUAGUACUUGUCCAACUCAAUACUGCAUGACACCUAAGGCCACCCUGGACUUGACAGGCCACUGCUCCGUCUUGGUGGGGCCUGCCAGGACCCUGAUGGUUGGCACCAAGCCUUGUGCCCCACCCCUGUGCUAGUGUACCCUUAGGGGACAGAUCUAGAGCAAAGGGGGCAGAGUUGGUCUCCCUCCCAUGCCAACCUCAUGGGAACGUGGUGGCUCAGGUGCACACAGCCAUAGCACCAUCAGAAGACACGGGGCCAGGUGCACACCUCGUCCCUUCCUGCCUCCUCUGUCUUCACUCUGACAUUUACAGGUAUAGAGUACUUGUCUUCUUUUCUCAUGCACACCCCACCCCAUCCUUCCGUCUUACACGCUAACAGAAACCCAGGACGGAUUCCCACCCAUUUGGGCAGAUAUGAUUAACUGAGGCACAGCUAAGCCAUAACAACUAGAACAAGUUUCUGGCACCCCUCCUGUAGACCAGGCUUCAGGGGGUGAAUGUGAACCCUCCCCCGCCCCUCCAAGAGAAGAGGGGACUGAUGGGGUGGCUCUGUGCUCAUCCAGGUGGUGCUCAGGAGCCUCCGGGCUGCUGUUCCAGGGGACACGUGCUGUCCUGCCUGCAGUGCCAAAGAUUUAUGUGCAAAGGUUCCUUGUCUGACGACCUGAUGCUAUGGGGGCUCUGAAUGCUUCUGAAGGAGAAAGAUGGUCGCUGGUUCACAUUAGCAUCCUUAUUCCCUGACCCCAUGUGGCCAAUAAAUCCCAUCUUCCCACAGUCUGAGGGCAGGACCCCAAGGUACCACUUACUCCAUGCCUAGACCCUUCCCUGGGAGAAGAGAGGCUGGAGGCGGAGGGUGGCCACCCACCUGGUCAGAGUCCCCGCUCCUAAUGCCUUGACUUAGGACAAGGCUCUGUAGCACGUUUUCUGUAGUCUUUUGGACCUCUGCUUUAUACAGCUUUUGUGAAGCUUUUAGGGAAGAUUGGGCUUCAUUCCAAAGGACAAAACUAGUUACUAGGUUCUGUUUUUACCAUCUGACAUUGUGCGUCUUUUGGGAGGGCCUGGGUAGGUCUGGUGUGGGCCAUUCCCUCCUGGCUGGGAGGAGCUGUGGCUCCCCUGAAGGAGUUCAUCUUGUACCGUGGUCCCUCCUCCCCAGUGCCCGCUUUGAGCAGAACCUUUCCCUGAAAGUGAAAGAAUGUAGUGUUUAUUCUUCUGACAUGAGGAAUAGGUGCAGAACCUGCAUCCUCUGCUCACUGCCCGGCCUUUGGGCCCAAGCCCUGGGCUGCGGACUCUGGUCAGCUCUGUGCGCCAAAGUGGUGGGUGCCACCUCAAGCACAUGGAAGUGGGGGUACUUAAGAGCCAGUGGCUCUUUCUAGCUCUCCUGCAUGGGGGACACUUGUUUACGCUGCCCACGAUGGAGGUCACUCUGUGAGCCAUUGGUGGAGUAGAUAGAAAACCAUGGCACUCUGAGCACGGAGAAUGACUGGGCUGUUUGCUCCCAUGCCAAGCACCGGGCAGGUCACCAGUGCUGGCGUAUGCCCCCCCCCCCUUUUUUUUCCUUCCAAUUUUACUGGGGGCUCU